AUGAGCUUCACAAAAAACUUGACCAGAGCCCUAAACACCACCCCCCUACGCCAGCAACGCAGCACAGCCACCUUCCCCUACGCAACGCACGAGCCACUCGAAUACAGGCUCAGCAGGCUCUCCUUAUCCAAAAUCAAGCAGGAGUCUGCCCGGCCAGAGCCCGACCUGCGUCAUGUUGUCGGGUAUGCGUCAGUGAAUCGCGCUGCGGGGGAUAAGAUGUAUCAGAACCUGGUGCGGGGGGUGGAGCUUCUACGGACGGAGAGGAAGGCAAAGUAUGCGGUUGGGAGGAGUAAGCUUUCUGCUUCUAAUCCUUCCGCCGGUGUGAAAGGGAAUGGGGCUGGGGAUGGGGGAUUGGGGGUACUUCGGACAAAAGAGGUAGUGGAGACAAGGCCUGUGGAGGAGAGUUUAGUGGUUCUGGAGAUUGGAUGGGAUGACUAUGAGUUAUGA
This is a messenger RNA of Aspergillus pseudonomiae, 447 nucleotides long. RefSeq lists its product as uncharacterized. The record is from RefSeq and is a predicted model, not a curated record. The coding region runs from base 1 to 447 and encodes 148 amino acids. Lineage: Eukaryota; Fungi; Ascomycota; Eurotiomycetes; Eurotiales; Aspergillaceae. The transcript has 2 exons.